GUUGAACACACUCAGUUUGCAGGCCUUGGAGAUGUGUCAAUAUCUGAAGAUAUUCCAGUGGAAGGAGAAAUCACCGUGCCUGUGGGAUCUCGUUCCCCUGAUGAAGACUACUCCACACUGGACGAGCCAGUUAAAGACACCAUUAUGCGAGAUCUGAAAGCGGUUGGAAAGAAAUUUGUCCAUGUCAUGUAUCCUAAAAAGAGCAGCGCCCUUCUAAGAGACUGGGACUUAUGGGGACCUUUAAUCCUGUGUGUCUUGCUUGCACUAAUGCUUCAGGGAAGAUCGGCAGACAGUACAGAAGACAAAGGCCCUCAGUUCGCGGAAGUCUUCGUUAUCAUUUGGUUUGGUGCCGUUGUCAUAACUCUAAAUUCCAAGUUGCUUGGAGGAACUAUAUCAUUCUUUCAGAGCCUGUGUGUCCUGGGCUACUGCAUCCUGCCAUUGACAGUAGCUCUGCUGGUGUGCAGACUGGUACUUCUAGCAAAUUCUGGAACCGUCGGCUUCAUUGUACGCCUUUUGGUGGUGAUGGCGAUGUUUGGCUGGUCAACAUUAGCCUCCACAGCCUUCCUGGCAGACAGUCAGCCCCCGAAUCGGAAGGCGCUUGUUGUGUACCCCAUCUUCCUGUUCUAUUUCAUCAUCAGCUGGAUGAUCCUCACCUUCGCACCUUAGGGAGGCCUAAGGAGCCAAGACUGCAGAACUGGGACAGUGGUUUUGUGACCGUUG
Molecule: messenger RNA, 720 nt
Organism: Euleptes europaea (tarantolino)
Lineage: Eukaryota; Metazoa; Chordata; Lepidosauria; Squamata; Sphaerodactylidae
Gene: YIPF6
Product: Yip1 domain family member 6
Exons: 6
Biological process (GO): endoplasmic reticulum to Golgi vesicle-mediated transport
Cellular component (GO): trans-Golgi network; membrane
Source: RefSeq, a predicted model, not a curated record